This is a messenger RNA of Prorocentrum cordatum, 1287 nucleotides long. The record is from the annotation of a GenBank genome assembly. NCBI's taxonomy places the organism in Eukaryota, Dinophyceae, Prorocentrales, Prorocentraceae.
GCGACCACGAUUCCCCUGGGCGGGGAGCCCGCGUGGCAUCGCCGCGCCGACUCCCAGAGCGCGCACGCGCGGGUUCUGCUACGCCUGGGCAAGGCGGCGGAGCUCCUGCGGGCGCACCACAGUGCGCAGCCCAGGAUGCGCGGGCUGCUGGCGGGGCUCGGACUGGCAGCAAGCAAGCGGACGCCGCUGUCCUCGCUGGGCCGCGGGCGCCAUGCUGGGGCUGACAAGGUGGGCACGCAGCGCGUCGCCGACGCGGCACGGGUGGCAGCCAAGGAUUGGCAGUCCCGCAAGCCAGCGCCUCCGGCGCGCGAGAUGGGGCAGCGGCGCUCGCAGCGUGGCGGCCAACAGCCUGCGGGGCCGGGUGGGCCCUCUUACGCGGAGAUGGCGAAGCGUUUCCUCCCUUCGCCAUCCGCGGGUGCGACGGCGCCAGCUGGCGACGCUCCCGUGCCGCCGCCUGUCGAUGCUGGUCCGCAGCAGGAGCUGACCCCUCUGCAGCAGGAGCUCCGGCACUGGCGCGAACGCGGGGCCACUGCUCACCGCUAUGGCGCGGAGCAGGACGUGGCGGAGUGCGACCGCCAAAUACAGGUCCUGGAGCAGGCGGCCCAGGCAGCCCGGCCGCGGGCUGUCCGAGUGCAGGCCGCCGCGGACUCGCAGCGGGCGGGUGCUGCGAAGCUCCAGGCUGCCACCGAGGACUUGGCCGAAGCGCGGCGGGCCGUCCAGCACUUCGAGUGCGAGGCGGCCCAGGCGCAGCAGGCCCUGCGGCAGGCCGAUGCAGCGCUGGCGGCUGCGCAGGCGGAGGCGGCCCCAGUGGCGGCGCCGCCUGCGGCAGCACCGCUCACCGAGGCGGGGGUCGCCGCAGCUUUCGACACGCUUGCGGCGGCGAUCGCAGUGCUGCAGCAACAGGUGGGGCAGCCGGCGGAGGCGGCGGAAGCGAGGCCACCGCGCUUGUCGAGCAGUUUCGCGCUCUCGUCGCCGCCGCGGUGCGUGGGGCCGCUGUGGAGGCCCCUGCUGGUGGUGCGACGGCGGCCGCGGGCUGUUCCGGCGCCUCCGCGCCUGCCGCUGCGCCUGGCGCAGGCGAUGCUGGCGAUGCUCGCGGAGCUCCUGGCGAUGCAAUCGCGCACGUUGCCGGGGGCCCUGCAGCGCCUGGCGUCGCGCCGCCAGCCAGGGCGGACGGGGGCGCCGCCGCUCCCGAGGCGUUGCCGCCAGUCGGCUUCGACGGGGGCGCGCACAGACAGGUCGCGGCGCGAGGUGGCCGCCGCUCACCUCGCGGCGGAGGCCAGGCGGCAA